AUGGGCGCACGACCGCAACUAGCCUUUGUAGCCCAAGUCGCUACCGCCACCGACAAAUUCCGCCCCGAAACAUGCUGUGUAGUCGGGAACUACUAUUCGAUGAAAUCCGAACACGAAAAAGCAGUCAUGUACUUCCGUCGUGCACUAACCCUGGAUCGCAAUUUCCUUUCCGCCUGGACACUGAUGGGCCACGAGUACAUUGAGAUGAAAAACACACACGCAGCCAUCGAAUCCUACCGUCGUGCUGUUGAUGCCAACCGCAAGGACUACCGAGCCUGGUACGGUCUUGGUCAAGCCUACGAAGUCCUCGAUAUGUCCUUCUAUGCUCUGUUCUAUUACCAGCGCGCCGCAGCACUCCGACCCUACGACCCGAAGAUGUGGCAGGCCGUCGGAUCCUGCUACGCAAAGAUGGAGCGCUUUGAACAAAGUAUCAAGGCUCUGAAGCGAGCCCUUGUAGCAGGUUCUUACUACGCCGACGACUCCUCACACCACCCAGGAAGUGCCCCACAUGGCCGCAAAAUCCUCGACCCUGAAACACUAUAUCAGAUCGCGUCGCUCUACGAGCGCCUUGACGACGAAGAGGAAGCGGUCACGUACAUGGAACUCACUUUACAACAAGAAACAGGCGGACAGCCAAAUCAAGAUGAGGAAUCCGAAGCAUCAGAAAGUGAUAACGACGAUGAUCAAACCACGUCGGGACACCGUCGACGGGCUCGACGACGCCAGAACGACGAGGACGAGGAGACAUGGCAUGGUACAGGGCCGACAGCUACAACCUCAAAAGCGCGUUUAUGGCUUGCCAGGUGGUCCUUGCGGAAUGGUGAUUUGGAACGUGCAGAUCAGUUGGCGGGAGAGCUGUGCCAGGAUGGGGUGGAGGUUGAAGAGGCAAAGGCGCUGAUGAGAGAUGUUCGGGCGAGGAGGGAGGCCGCUGAGUGA
This is a messenger RNA of Aspergillus calidoustus, 936 nucleotides long. Lineage: Eukaryota; Fungi; Ascomycota; Eurotiomycetes; Eurotiales; Aspergillaceae. The record is from the annotation of a GenBank genome assembly.